GUCAGGCUGGAGGGAGCUGAAGUCCGUGCGCUCCCGCGCCCUGGGGAUGCCCCUGCCGCCCCGACGCCCGCCAGCCUGAGCCACCGGCGCAUGUGACCGCGCGUCCGCCCCAGUCCCAUCCGUAGGCGCCCGGCGCCUGGCCCCGCAGCGGCCUCGUUGUCCCCACCGGCCCCCGCCCGGUCUCCCGAGCUGCCACCCGCCGCCGGCCUGGCCGCCAUGCAGGCGCGAGCGCUGCUCCUGGCCGCGUUGGUCGCGCUGGCGCUGGCCCGGGAGCCCCCUGCGGCACCGUGUCCCGCGCGCUGCGACGUGUCGCGGUGUCCCAGCCCCCGCUGCCCCGGCGGCUACGUGCCCGACCUCUGCAACUGCUGCCUGGUGUGCGCCGCCAGCGAGGGCGAGCCCUGUGGCGGCCCCCUGGACUCGCCUUGCGGGGAGAGCCUGGAGUGCGUGCGCGGCCUGUGCCGCUGCCGCUGGACGCACGCCGUGUGUGGCACCGACGGGCACACCUAUGCCAACGUGUGCGCGCUGCAGGCGGCCAGCCGCCGCGCGCUGCAGCUCUCCGGGACGCCCGUGCGCCAGCUGCAGAAGGGCGCCUGCCCGUUGGGUCUCCACCAGCUGAGCAGCCCGCGCUACAAGUUCAACUUCAUUGCCGACGUGGUGGAGAAGAUCGCGCCAGCCGUGGUCCACAUAGAGCUCUUCCUGAGACACCCGCUGUUCGGCCGCAACGUGCCCCUGUCCAGUGGCUCUGGCUUCAUCAUGUCAGAGGCCGGCCUGAUCAUCACCAAUGCCCACGUGGUGUCCAGCAAAAGUGCUGCCCCGGGCAGGCAGCAGCUCAAGGUGCAGCUACAGAAUGGGGACUCCUAUGAGGCCACCAUCAAAGACAUCGACAAGAAGUCGGACAUCGCCACCAUCAAGAUCCAUCCCAAGAAAAAGCUCCCUGUGUUGUUGCUGGGUCAAUCGGCGGACCUGCGGCCUGGGGAGUUUGUGGUGGCCAUCGGCAGUCCCUUCGCCCUGCAGAACACAGUGACAACGGGCAUCGUCAGCACUGCCCAGCGGGAGGGCAGGGAGCUGGGCCUCCGGGACUCCGACAUGGACUACAUCCAGACGGACGCCAUCAUCAACUACGGGAACUCCGGGGGACCGCUGGUGAACCUGGAUGGGGAGGUCAUUGGCAUCAACACGCUCAAGGUCACGGCUGGCAUCUCCUUUGCCAUCCCUUCGGACCGCAUCACACAGUUCCUCACAGAGUUCCAAGACAAGCAGAUCAAAGACUGGAAGAAGCGCUUCAUUGGCAUACGGAUGCGGACGAUCACACCAAGCCUGGUGGAUGAGCUGAAGGCCAGUAACCCGGACUUCCCAGAGGUCAGCAGUGGAAUUUACGUGCAAGAGGUUGCGCCGAAUUCACCUUCUCAGAGAGGCGGCAUCCAAGAUGGUGACAUCAUCGUCAAGGUCAACGGGCGUCCUCUAGUGGACUCGAGUGAGCUGCAGGAGGCCGUGCUGACCGAGUCUCCUCUCCUGCUGGAGGUGCGGCGGGGGAACGAUGACCUUCUUUUCAGCAUCGCACCCGAGGUGGUCAUGUGAGGGGCGCACUCCUCCAGCGCCAAGCGCCAGAGCCUGCAGACGACGGAGGGCACCGCUCCCCGAGAUCAGGACGAAGGACCACCGUCGGUCCUCAGCAGGGCGGCAGCCUCCUCCUGGCUGUCUGGGGCAGAGCGGAGGCUGGGCUUGGCCAGCGGCCCGAAUUUCUGCCUGGGGAGUGUUGGAUCCGCAUCCCAGUGCCAGGGAGGGAAGCCCAACGUCCCCUUGUACAGAUGCUCCUGAAAGUCACUUCCAAGUUCUCGGGAUAUUCACAAAACUGUCUUCCAUGGAGGUCCCCUCCUCUCCUAGCUUCCCACCUCUGCCCCUGUGAACACCCGUCUGCAGUAUCCCUGGCUCCUGCCCCUCCUACUGCAGGUCUGGGCUGCCAAGCUUCUUUCCCCCUGACAAACGCCCGCCUGACCUGAGGCCCCAGCUUCCCUCUGCCCCGGGACUUACCAAGCUGUAGGGCCAGGGCUGCUGCCUGCCAGCCUGGGGUCCCUGGAGGACAGGUCACAUCUGAUCCCUUCGGGGUGGGGGGGUCCAGCCCGGAGCAGGCACUGAGUGAAUGCCCCCUGGCUGCGGAGCUGAGCCCCGCCCUGCCGUGAGGUUUUCCUCCCCAGGCAGGCAGGAGGCCGCGGGGAGCACGUGGAAAGUUGGCUGCUGCCUUGGGAAGCUUCUCCUCCCCAAGGAGGCCAUGGGGCGGCAUGCAGAGGACAGUGGACGUGGAGCUGCGGGGCGUGAGGACUGAGCCAGCUUCCCCUUCCCAUGCAGCUCUGGGAUGCAGCAGCCGCUUGCGUGGAAGUGCCGCCCAGAGGCAAGCGGGCUCCUGGGCAUCACCCCCUCAUCCAGGGAACAAGUGUGUCUCAAGGGGCAUUUGUGAGCUUUGCUGUAAAACUGAUUCCCAGUGUUGCUUGUACUGUAUGUUUCUCUACUGUAUGGAAAAUAAAGUUUACAAGCACACGCUUCGCAGCCA
Messenger RNA from Nomascus leucogenys (northern white-cheeked gibbon), 2548 nucleotides. It is a transcript of the gene HTRA3, whose product is annotated as HtrA serine peptidase 3. The record is from RefSeq and is a predicted model, not a curated record. Gene Ontology annotation, molecular function: protein binding; serine-type endopeptidase activity. Gene Ontology annotation, cellular component: extracellular region. Lineage: Eukaryota; Metazoa; Chordata; Mammalia; Primates; Hylobatidae. Gene Ontology annotation, biological process: proteolysis.